GCCCAGCUUUGCUUUCCGCGUGUCCGGCUUUGCGCUCCCGGCACUGCGCAUCCAGCUGUUUCUGCGUCCGCGGCCCUGUCCUUUCCUCGGACACCCCUGUGGUCUUUCCUACCCCUCGAGCGGAGGGGUGAGGGAGCGCGGGCGGUUAGUGGAUUGAGGCUGAUGCCCUCAAACACGGACGCCAACGUGAGGGUGGGAGUCCUUCCCAGCUGUCCUAAGCCUGUAGCGGGAAGGAUGACCACGCUUACACGGCAGGACCUCAACUUUGGCCAAGUGGUGGCCGAUGUGCUCUGCGAAUUUCUGGAGGUGGCUGUGCAUCUCAUCCUCUACGUGCGCGAGGUCUACCCGGUGGGCAUUUUCCAGAAACGCAAGAAGUACAACGUACCGGUCCAGAUGUCCUGCCACCCGGAGCUGAAUCAGUAUAUCCAGGAUACGCUGCACUGUGUCAAGCCACUCCUGGAGAAGAAUGAUGUGGAGAAAGUGGUGGUGGUGAUUUUGGAUAAAGAGCACCGCCCAGUGGAGAAAUUCGUCUUUGAGAUCACCCAGCCUCCACUGCUAUCCAUCAGCUCAGACUCCCUUUUGUCUCACGUGGAGCAGCUGCUCCGAGCCUUCAUCCUGAAGAUCAGCGUGUGCGAUGCCGUCCUGGACCACAAUCCCCCAGGCUGUACCUUCACAGUCCUGGUGCACACGAGAGAAGCUGCCACUCGCAACAUGGAGAAAAUCCAGGUCAUCAAGGAUUUCCCCUGGAUCCUGGCAGAUGAGCAGGAUGUCCACAUGCAUGACCCCCGGCUGAUACCACUGAAAACCAUGACGUCGGACAUUUUAAAGAUGCAGCUUUACGUGGAAGAGCGCGCCCAUAAAGGCAGCUGAGGGGGCACCUGCCACCCCACUGAUGCCCGAACUGUCAGACUUUGGGGGAUCCCCACCUAGGGCAGUGCUGCACGGCUGCCCUGAUUCCAAGUGCUCUUAUCACCUGUGUGUGGAUCGUCCGCCCCAGCCUGGGGCAGCUCAGGUCUACUUGGAGGAUGCCUCCCCCAGGAGGGCAGUGAGGAUGCCGUGACCUCGACUUCUCAGCCUCCUGGGGUUCUGCCGGCCAACACUGUCUGUCUCAAAUACUGUGCUGUGAGUUGUUUUAAUAAAGGGGCCCCAAGGGCUGGCCUGA
This is a messenger RNA of Callithrix jacchus (white-tufted-ear marmoset), 1162 nucleotides long. It is a transcript of the gene MAD2L2, whose product is annotated as mitotic arrest deficient 2 like 2. NCBI's taxonomy places the organism in Eukaryota, Metazoa, Chordata, Mammalia, Primates, Cebidae. The record is from RefSeq and is a predicted model, not a curated record. Gene Ontology annotation, cellular component: zeta DNA polymerase complex.